UUACAUGACCCUGCCCAUGAAAGUUGCUGUUGUUGUCACAUGAAAUCACAUUCGGGAUGAAUUGAAGUUCAAUUUUACCGGCUGAUACAUAUUCUGGGCACACUGAUAAAAGUAAUGGAUUAACAGUCACAUUGAGAUUAUGGCCGGGAUCACAGGGGAAAUUGACCAGUAUGGAUUUGAAAGGCCAGAUGAUUUUGACUAUGACAGCUAUGAGGCAUUUAUGUCUGCUUAUCUACGAGUUCUGGCAAGAAGAGCUGCCAAAUGGGAGAAGUUGUUAGGGACCAAGUUAUCCAAUCUUACUCAUUCCAGAAAAGUUAAGAGGUAUGUUCGUAAAGGAGUGCCAUCAGAAAGCAGAGGGGAGGUAUGGUUGAUUAUCAGUAGGGCAAAAGCAAAGCUUGAUGCAGCCCCAUUGAAAUAUGAAGAACUGGUUCAGGGUAACAUGGAUGAAAAGAUUGUUGAUAUUAUUGAAAGAGAUAUUAGAAGAACAUACCCAGAGAAUGUUUAUUUCAGAGAUGUUAAGGACAGCCAGUUGACAUCCUUGAAAAAUGUUUUAGUAGCAGUAGCACACUACAAAGAGUCAAUAGGAUAUUGCCAGGGCUUGAAUUACAUCGUUGGUAUGUUGCUUUUAAUAACAAAAGAUGAGAAAAUGUCCUUCUGGUUAAUUGUGGAAAUUCUUGAAAGACUUGUUCCAGAUUUUUAUUCAAAGAAUCUUGUUGGUGUUCGAGUUGAAACUCUGGUUUUAAUGGAAUUGAUAAGCCAAAGACACCCAGACCUUUAUUUGCACUUCAAGUCGAAUGGCAUCGAUCUUAACCUCACCACCUCGAAAUGGUUUAUUUGCCUCUUUAUGGAUGUACUGCCAGUCGAGACCACCCUCCGAAUUUGGGACUGUCUUUUUUACGAGGGUUCGAAAAUUCUGCUGCGAGUAGCUCUCACGUUGAUUAUAUCAAAUAAAGAAAAAUUCCUGGCAAGCAAGGAUUUCACAGAAAUUUGCCAAACUUUUAAGAAAAUCACGAACAACAGCCUUACUCUCGAUUGUCAUUCAUUUUUGCAGAACUGCUUCAAAGUGCCUGGUUCACUCCCAAUGGCUAAAAUUCAGGAAUUGAGAAUACGGCAUCAAGAAGAACUUGCUAUUGAGGAGCAGAAACUUAGAAGCAGUAAAUAGUUUUAUUUGUAAGUUCAACGUCUAAAUAACCGAUAGUUUGAUAUCCAUAGAUUUGACUAGAAUGGUCCGGUUCUUUUAAGAUUUUUUGUGGUUUGCAAAUUUUUUCCUAGAGCAAUAGGUUGAAGGCUAGCUUUUUAUUUGAAGAUUUUAAAGGUAGCGCAGUGGAAAAAAGGGGGUUUGGACAUUAAGAGCGCCCUGUAUAUGAUCCAGUAAUUCCAGUUAUUGUUUCUGGAAUUUUGACAUAAAUAUUAAGACUUUCUCAUUCGCAAAGAAUUGUUUAUUUUCCAUGCUCAAACAAUAUUUCCAUGCAAAAAUUUUUUUGAUAUUUUUACAACGCCCUUUUAAUAUGGUCGGAUGGAGUGUUUGUAUGAUGGUUCUUGUCCUUAUUUGAAAUAUUAAAAUUUCCAGCCAUUUUCCUAAAGCGUUCAAAUUUCAAACCUCCCCAUUUUUAUUUAAAAUAUUUUUUUGUUUACCUGCGUACACAUACCGUUUAAUGUAACUUUCUUGGCCUCUUACUCGCAAUGAAUAUGCUAGCCCCAGCGUUUGCAAUGAAGCUCAGAUAUGACCCUCGCCCGUGUCCAAAAUGUUUAAUAUGCCCCUUCUUGUGACAUAACUUAAAAUGAUACUACUUGAUCUCUAACAGGUGAAUUUACCACACCAGCUUAAUAUGCAAACAAUUAUUUUUUCAUUCAUAUUGCAAAAUGACAGUACCAACAGUAACUAUAUUUUUAACUUUUAACCUUAACAACAAAAUGCAAUUGCAUCACGUUAUUCUAGCACGAUCACAUUACAUUACACGAGGCAAUUGAUGCAAGCACAUGGCUAGUUCAUGACAACUGAACUUAGCGCCAAUUUCUGCUUCCAAAUUAUCUUCUGAACUUGCGAAAAGUCUUAUUUAUGAAUGUUCAUGACCGCUGUCAAUAGGCAAUACCGCGGUAAAGGCUCCGCUCUUCUACUGCGAUACAGAACUUCGAUAGUCCUAUGGAGAAACGAAGGCUUGAGGCAAAUCAAGAGGUCUUCGAGAAACCGACUGCAGGAUUCAUAUCCGAGGGUUUUGUGUUUCUUGGAGAGGCGCUGAAAAAAAGAAGCAGGAGAUAUUGAGAUUGAUCGGUUAAAAUGAUUUGAUGGUAUUCGUAAUUGAUGUGUAUUAUUGUAAAGUCUUAUUUAGAUAGGUUAUUUUUCAGUUAGAUUUUAUUUGUAAAAAUGUAUCAAAGAGGUAUAAGUUGUGAUUUUUCUAGAUUUGUUAUUUAGUUUGCAAAUUUUUCGGAUAUUAGUGAUAUAUUCGCAAAUCUUUU
Molecule: messenger RNA, 2457 nt
Organism: Rhopilema esculentum
Lineage: Eukaryota; Metazoa; Cnidaria; Scyphozoa; Rhizostomeae; Rhizostomatidae
Product: growth hormone-regulated TBC protein 1-A
Biological process (GO): regulation of GTPase activity
Molecular function (GO): GTPase activator activity; small GTPase binding
Source: RefSeq, a predicted model, not a curated record